Messenger RNA from Aphis gossypii (cotton aphid), 4713 nucleotides. RefSeq lists its product as uncharacterized. The transcript has 19 exons. Bases 202 to 4341 code for a protein of 1379 amino acids. Lineage: Eukaryota; Metazoa; Arthropoda; Insecta; Hemiptera; Aphididae. Gene Ontology annotation, molecular function: protein binding. The record is from RefSeq and is a predicted model, not a curated record.
CAUAAAAUGAAUAUAACUUUUAGUUGUUAGGUAGUUUGUUUCUUAAAGUUUCUAUUUAUUAUUAGUUUCAUGUAAAUUGUUAUUAUUUAAUUUAUUUAUGGUCACAAUGAAUUACUCAAUGAUCAUCAGGUAUCAAUUAUAUACUGUCAAUUACUAAAAAAUAUUGACCACAAUCAAUGAUCUAAUUUAAAAUUGUAAAUAAUGGCUUAUGUAAACGUUGCUGAUUGGAAAUCUGACCAAGUAGCUGAUUGGCUCAAAGGUUUAGAUAGUGUUAUUAUACCAUAUAUCAAGUACUUCAUUGAUACAGAUGUAAAUGGUCAAAAGUUAUUAGAUAUGCAACCUAAUGACUUGGAUAAAAUUGGCGUGCAAAAAAUUGGACACCAAGAGUUAAUAUUAGAAGCAGUAGAUCUUCUAAGAAAUUUUCAUUAUGAACUGGAUAAAGAAAAUGUACAAUUACUAGCAUUAAGAUUGUCUUGCAGCGCUCAUAGCUUAUACAAAGACAUAAAACAAAAUUAUUUAAAUUCUACUCAAGUUCCAACUAAAAUUCUUACAGAUGUUGCCAAUACAGUAGCUGCAUUAAAACCAUUAGUUAAUUGGUUAAACAGACCUCCAUUUUGUGGCCAACCACAUUAUAUAAGUAUGAAAAACAAUUUACUUAAGCUGGCGCUUGAAAUAGUAACUAGUGGUCAACGUGAUCGGUUCGCUGAGAAUCCAGUUGAAAAUAUUUUUGAGAUUGCUAAACAAUUAGCUCAACAUGCUGAUCAUGUUAUUCAAGAAAGCCAAGAUUCUCUAAUUUUACAACCGGCUUCUUUGGAUGUUGCUACACUUAAAAAAAGAUCUGGAGAAUCUCUGGGAUUUUAUAUUGUACCUUCAUUUCAUGGAGUUCAUCAAGUUGGAGAAGUGAAAUGUAAUAGUGUGGCACACCAGUGUGGUAAAAUUGAGGCUGGUGAUGAAAUAGUACAAGUAAAUUAUCAAACUGUGGUUGGUUGGCAAGCUAGACAAGUAAUGGCUUUGUUAGAAGAAGCUUCAACUGAUAUUUUUUUGACACUCAAAAAACGACCACGUCACAGUAAAGUAUUUGGACAAAUUUACAUGAAACCAUAUCGUUUACCCAGUAAAAAACUAUUUAAUUAUCCACAAAGAUACUUUGAUCAACUUACUCCACCAAGGCCAAGUGAUUUAUUGACAAUUCCUAACUUCAGUUUUCCUGUAAACAAACAAGAAAAAAAGAAGGUACCAAAGAUUCAAGAAAGUCAACUUUUAAGUGAUCAUUUGUUGAGUCCUCCACCAGUUAUAGUUGGGCGUUCAAUUUCUCCCGAAAUUUUUUCUCAUAGUAAUAGCAGUAGUGGUGAUGAAAGUGAACUUGAAAGUGCCAACUGCUCCUCGCCUACUUCUGUAAGAUUAUAUCUUCCAAAGCCACAUAUCCCUGUUCAAAGAAGGGCAACAAUAAGUGGAGCCAGUCCUAUUGGAAAACAUGCACCAUUCAAUUUUGAUCAGUUUUGGAAUGAAUUGAAACAAGUUAAUGAAGCUCAUAAUAAUAAUAAAAAUAAUAGUGAAAAAUCUAAUAGUGAGAUGCAACUUAGCAAACGUUCCAAACCAACAAAAGUUCAUUGGACAUCACUACCACCAAAUGAAGAGAAAAUUGAAAGUCAAAAAUUUUCUGAUAAGAAACUCGUUGAUACAUCUAAUAAAGACGAUGGUUUAAAUAGCUGUAAUUUAAUUUCUGUCAAAGAGCGAAUUAAUCAAUUGAAAAUUAAUAACAGCCCAGAACAUACUAUUAACAAAAAACCUAAAAUAAUGCCAAAACCCUUUGUUUCUAAAGUUGCUAAACCAAUUGAUAAUCCAUUAUUUACUAAAGUUCGUGGUAAACUAGACAAAAGUUAUAGUACUCCUUCGUAUGACUUUUCUGCAGAAUGUAAUCUACCUAAUGAUUUUGAAUAUUUUGAUUCUGAUUUGAGAAUGUCAAUUGAAGAUGUAAAAAAUUAUGACACCAAUGAAGUCGCUAAUAACUGUGUUUUUAAUGAAGAUAAAUUCAAAAGACCUGAUAAACCUGUUAUAGUUUUUCCUAAGCCACCCCCUCCUCGAACUGAUGACAAUGUUUCUUUAGCAACUAUGACAGAAACAGUUGGAAAUAGUUCUAUAAACAAAUCAGUAAAACCAAUUUUAUACUUUCCAAAACCUCCUCCACCUAGAAUUGAAGAUUUAGAUUUUUCAAAAACCAAAGAUACUUAUAUAAUUGAUAAUAAUGGAUUUGAACCUGAAAAUAGUAAAAAUAUAGAACAAUUUAGCAAUAGAGUAUCAGAAUCUGGCAGUGGAUUUUCAUUUGAUUCAAAACAAGAAGAACACUUAGAAAGUACUACAAACAGUUACUUAGAAAAUCAAAAUGAAAAGUUCUUAGAUUAUGAUAACAUUACAACGCAUAUAUCUCAAGAUAGAGUUCCAGAAUCAAUAGAUUGUUCCAAAUAUUCUAUGAACCAUUCUAAAAAUAAUUCUUACUCAAACAAUAAACAUCAAGAUCCAUCAGAUUUUGAAAAAAAUUCAUUUUCUGAUUUGUCUGACGCUUGCCCACCACUGUCAUUAACUGAUCUUAGUGGUAGUGAUGAUAAUAUAUUUCGUGUGGAUACCAAAGAUAACAUAUCUUUACCAUCUGAACGAACAGCCAUCAUACACCAUCAAGCUGUAUUAAAUACUCCAGCUACAUUUCCUAGACAAAAAACUGAAACAAAAAAAUCUCAGCCGCCGGUACCACCUCCUAGACCAUCCAAGCCUGCUGAACUGCCUAAAAGAACCAGCUAUAGAGCUAUGCUUGGUGCUAAAACUAUUGGCAAAAAAGAAAAUAAAGGACAGAAACAACUAUUUCAACGGAAUCCAUUAAUAGCUAAACGUCGAAAUAUAAGUGCUAAAGAAUUAGGUAUGUGUGAAUAUCAAGGAUGGCUCUAUCAAAGAUCUAAAAAAAUAUCUCCUAGAAUGCAGUGGAUUAAAGGAUGGUUCAUUAUUAAAGGAACUACUUUUUAUGGGUUUAAUAAUAAAGAAUCAUCUAAAUCUCGACUUAUGAUUAUAUUAUCUGGUUUCACGGUAUCUGUUGCUGAUGAAGUUAAGUCAAGAACUAAUGCUUUUAAAGUAUACCAUAUGGGAACCAUGUUCUAUUUUGCAGCUGAAACACCAGAUGAUUUAUCCAUGUGGUUAGAUUGGUUUUCAACCGCUACCAUAGCUGAUGGACAUAAUUCAAAUAUUGUGGCUGUUAGCGAGACUGAUGGUGAAGAAGAUGAUGACUUAAAUGAAAACCAUGAAUUGGUAGAUACAGCUUCAUCAAAACCAGGAACAUCACAUGAUUCUUCUUUUACAAGUUCAGCUUUUAAGAAUAUUUCAACAUUUCUGUCAAGUCAUAUGGGGUCACAUUCGAAUCAUAGUACAAAUUCUAAUAAAAACAAAACGGAUAAAAGCUUUCAUUCAUUAAAAAAACAACAAAAAAAGAAUUUGACAAAAGAAGAUCAAGCAAAAGGUAGCAGCUUGGACAGAAAACAUUGGAAAUUUUUAGGAAUGGGUAUGAUUGGACGUGAUUCAAAUGAACCAGUUCCAACAUCUCAAUAUCGUAGUUAUCGAAGAGUACCUCCAACAGUUCCUAAGUGUGCAACAGAUGCAUCUGUACUCCCUAGUUCAUAUAACCAAAAUUCUGAUAUUUAUCCUACGUCUCAAAUUAACCAUAAUCGUCCAGCAGAUAUGGUUGAUUAUCGAUUAGCUUCAAUAACAAAACCUGAUACUAACCAAAGAAGAGCAGAUCCUACAAACAGUUCUGAAAUAACACUAGAAUCAUUUAUACAAUCCCGGCAAGAUGAAAGGCGUAUACAACACCUACAUAUGGGAAUGCGUGUACCUCAAUACAUAGCUCCACCACCACCACUACCACCAGGAAUUAGAGAUGAUCAAAAUCAACAAUUUUUGGAUCAAGCUAGUUUCAGAAUUGCUGCUGAAAGUGAACCUCGAUCAAGGCAACCAAUCACUGCAUUGACUAAUGUUGAACACAAUUACAAUUUAAGUGUAUUACCUCCUUGGCUAACUGAGAGUUCAACUCAGUCUAGUGAUUUUAAUGGAAAUAGAAAUUCUAAAACAUUUCCACAUCCUCGUGAUGGUCCAUAUAUGCCUCAAUUGUCUGAAUCACACGAACAUCAAUUAUAUUCCAAUCGAUAUCCUUUAGAUCAAAUCAGUGACACUGAAUCAUUAGAAUAUCCAUCUGUUUUUGAACCAGAGACUUAUUCAUUAACCGAUGUUCAUUCAAGAAGACGAGAUCGGUCGAAUAAUAAUAUCGAAAAUGAACCUGGAAACAGUAAUAGUUACAGGUGAUAAAUGUAUAGAUUUAAAGGUACUGUUUUUUUGUAUUUUAUUCAUUAGAUUAUAUGUAUUAAUUUGUUUCCUUAAAUUUAUACCUAGAAAAAUUGUUUAAUAUCAAACAUGUAUACAUAUGUAUAACAGAAUUUAUUUAAUUUAUAUAACAAAAAUUACUCUUAAUAUGAUAUUUUUUCAUACAUCACACAAAAAUCCUAACUAAAUAUAAUUACUUGAAAAUGUGUGUUUUUAUCAAAGUAUUAUAUUAGUUUAAUAAUUGUUGUGAUCUAUUUAUUUUUGUGAACUUUUAUUUACUGUUGAAAUAUAAUAUUUUAUAGUAGUGUUUAAAUUCUGACUGUUGAUUUUCAUUAAAUAUUUUAUCAUUUAUAA